Messenger RNA from Etheostoma spectabile (orangethroat darter), 4411 nucleotides. RefSeq names its product checkpoint suppressor 1 (gene ches1). Gene Ontology annotation, cellular component: nucleus. NCBI's taxonomy places the organism in Eukaryota, Metazoa, Chordata, Actinopteri, Perciformes, Percidae. Gene Ontology annotation, molecular function: cis-regulatory region sequence-specific DNA binding; DNA-binding transcription factor activity. The record is from RefSeq and is a predicted model, not a curated record. Gene Ontology annotation, biological process: regulation of DNA-templated transcription. Bases 403 to 1845 code for a protein of 480 amino acids. The transcript has 6 exons.
ACACGUCCACGCACACAAGCAUACACAAACACACACACUCACCGAGCUCUUCUCCGAGAGAGGAGAGAGAGCGCUGAGGGAUAAACAGAGGGAGAGACCAUAGGAACGCAGCGGCUCGUGUGUGUGUGUGUAUGCGUGUUGGCGCGCGCGCGUGAAGGUACGCUAGCUCGGUGGUAGAAACGACUGGCGGGGCGGAUAUGGAGGGGCUCGGGAAAAACGCUGGGAACUGACCGCGCACCGACAAGAAAAGGGGGAGAGAGAGAGAGAAGAGAGAGAGGAAGGACGGACGGACAGAACGGAAGGAAGGAAGGAAGGAAAGGAGGAGAGAGAGAAGUCUGACAGCGGAGAGGAAGGGGCUCGUCUGGAACACAGAAGGAUCCUAAGGAGUGAGCCCGGGGCUGGAUGGGACCCACCAUGCCCCCCAGUAAGAAGGCCCAGAGCCCCAGUAGUGGAGCCAGUGCCUCGCAGGGUAUGAGCCCACCGUAUCGGCAGGGGGACGCCGCCACAGCAGCGUCGGAGGCCGAGGCGGCCGACCUCUCGCUGUCCCUGUCCGCCUCCUUCUCCAAGGCCGAGGACGAGGAGCUCACCAGCCUCUCCUGGCUCCACGAGAGCACCGACCUCCUCAACAGCUUCAGCCACUCGGGGCUGCGGAGCGUCUCGCCCCUGCAGGACCCCGACGGUCAGCACCAGCGCUCGCCCUCCUCGUCUCCCUCCCCGGACGACCCCCUACUCGGCGAUGCACACUCGGCGUACGACUUGGCGGCAGGCGGCAACAGGAAACCGCCCUACUCCUUCAGCUGUCUGAUCUUCAUGGCCAUCGAGGACGCGCCAAACAAGCGGCUGCCGGUGAAGGAUAUCUACGGCUGGAUCCUGGAGCACUUCCCUUACUUUGCAAGCGCCCCCACUGGCUGGAAGAACUCCGUGCGCCACAAUCUGUCGCUCAACAAGUGCUUCAAGAAGGUGGAUAAAGACCGGAGCCAGAGCAUAGGCAAAGGCUCUCUGUGGUCCAUAGAUCCGGAGUACAGGCACAACCUGAUCCAGGCGCUGAAGAAGACGCCGUACCAUCCCUACUCGCCCGGCCUGGCCACGCCCUCAACCUCCCCACCCAUCCUGCCUCAGACAUUUCACCAGAGUCCUCCAUUGUGGUCGGGGAGUCCCCUCUUCAGAAAGAAUGGAGGCGUUCUCCUACAAGUUCCUCGUGGUGUGAUCCAAAAUGGCGCCCGUGUCCGGAGCCAGGCACUCUUCCCUGUGAUCAGACCACUACCUGUUAGCCCAGUGGGGAGCAGAACCUCGGCCAUACGAUCAUCCCUGGGAGAUUAUCUAAGCCCGUCCCGCUACUCUCCUCCGCUAUGCAGCGAGGACCUCCAGGACGACCACACCUACAGCACGGCCAAAUCCCCCAGCAGGCUGUGCUCCUCCGAAGUGGGCACCCCUUCCUCCCCUCUGGACGACGACGACGACAUCAUCGCCGUGGAGAUCCAGUCAGACGUCAAGCCCGAGCCCCGGGAGAUCCCGCUGGAUUCUCACAUCGCCGCCGCCCCCGCUGCCUACGUUUCCCAGCAGCCCCUGCGCGGACAGAGACGCAGUAUGGGGCCGGGCGCUGGGACUCUGGCGGGAAGCAGUUUGCCCUGGACCAAAAACCGAGCGCGGGGCAUUAGCGACACGCUGCCGCUGAAGAAGCGGCGCGCGGCGGCGGUGGAGAAGCCGCCGGAGAGCGACGACGAGGAGAUGAAGGAGGCGGCGGGGUCGCUGCUCCACCUGGCGGGGGUCAGAGCCUGCCUCAACAACAUCACAAACCGCACCGCCAAGGGCCAGAAGGAGCAGAAAGAGGCCCUGAGAAACUAAGACACACACAUAGAACACGCACAUAGUCACGCAAAAACACACACGCACACACACACACACGUUAACACACAGACACAUAGACACGCAUACAAUACACAAAUAGGUCAACAGGUAACGUUACUACAGCAUUAGUCUCAAUGGACACUUCUCAUCUCCCUCUAUCUAUCUGCAGGGCAUUAGGUGAAUCCUACUUAUUUGUGGCAAUAUCAAAAAUCUAUGUUUUCCUACAUGUUCAGCAACACUAACAUCAAUGGGUAUUUCUCAUGUGUCUUUGUUGUUUCUGUUGUUUAAAAAGGGGAUGAAAGCCAUAAAAAGGAAAGCACGUUUUGUCACUAAUUUGGGAAAAGCUGAGCACGACAAAACCGAAUCACAUUGAGGAGCGCACGGCGCAUAAACCCAGAAGAUGGCUGUUUGUCUUGCCUGUUCGUUUCCAUGUGAAUCUGUAGCAAUCUCGCAGCGAUGCCAGCACCGGCGGCAGAGCGUACUUAACAAGACGUAGGGCUCUCUCGGCCGCCCCGCUGGCAUCCCUCUCUCCUACAACCACGAGCACAAAUGUGAGACUGUGCCAAAGAUAAGCGACCAGGUUGCUCCAUGUAGCCGACACGACAGCUGACGAAAAAAAACAACAAAAAAAACACGAAGGCAUAGUAGUAAAGAAGAGCUAAGGGAGAGUGACCUAAAGCGUCGAAAUAAUUGUAAAACCCAAUGUGAUAUAUAUUCAUGCACUUAAGAUUAUUUAACACCACUUAUAAUAGAAGCAUCAUGGGUAAGGACAUGGUUUAUUCCAAGAGCACUCAUAGUAUUUAAGAAUAGAUAUUUUAAAAUAAAAAGAAAAAAAAUGGUCAUGUUUAUCACCAUAAAGAUGGAUAGUGUGCCGGGUCUGAGGCAAUAUCUCCUUCAUUUUGUUGUUGUUGUUGCAUAAUGUAAACUCCCCCAGUACUUCUGUCCAUAGACGUAGACACCUGGUAUAGAUAUCAUAGCUGCCAGUAGCUACCACACCUCUCCCUAUUCAUUUGACAAUGUCAAAGAACUAUAUACAUGAACUGUGGGUUUUAAAGAUUUCUGUUUGUGUCUGUUUGGACCCUCACUCUACCCUCAUAAAGAUAUAAGCAAUUUGUCCCGUGUGGACAACUCUGUAAAAAGGUUAGAAAAUAUUUUAUUUUUUUCCUUUCUUAAUUGAAGCAAUUUGACCUGCAGGACUUUCUCAGUUAUAUUGCAUGGGUGCUUGUAAAUAAGAUAAAAAGCAAAUCUUUUUUAUUCAAAGAUCAUGUAAGAUAAACGAUGUAUUUAGCAUGAAGCAUGACUUAUUUUCAUAUAAACAUUGAUCCUAGAGGAAAGAAAAAACGUUUUGCCGCCAAUUCUUAUACCCGUGAUUAUAUUGGAUUCUUUUUUUUUUGGUUUUCUUUGAAUCUUUUGGGUUCUUUUUUUUUUUCUGAGCGGGCUUUCAAAGAGACGUCUUCAGGGAGGAGCGUGGGAGAUCACUCUACAAUCCGAGGCCCCCGAGGGCGCCACCUCCGGGCUUCGGGUUCAGGCUACAUGUAGGCCAGCGGAAUCACCUCUUAGGGGUGGGCUUCCGUCUUCUUCUGCCCGUACAGUGAUUUUUAGGUGUUCAAUGUUAACCCCAGUGUUAUUUCAGAACACGUGUAGAGUGUGUGCGUGACUUUGUGUGUCCAGGGACACACACCCUUUAACAUUGUGCCUGCCUGCCUGCCCUCAGUACCUCUGUUGUCAUGUCUAUGACAAGUUUAGACCGAACGUUUUCUUGUCUUUAUUUAUAACAGUAUUGUUUCUUUUUUUUUUUUCUCUCUCUCCUGUGUGUAAAUGUACAUGUGUCCUUAUUUUCCAUCGACAUUGUUCAGUGUAAAUGUAUGGAUCAGACGGGCUCGGGAAACUUUGUAGGUGUCCCGAAAGAACCUCAUAUCUCCAAAUAGGCUACUUAAGAGCUGGAUUGAAAAGAAAGAGGAAUGUAAGAGAGGGCGUAAAUGACAAAAAAAAAUACGUUUUUUGAUUUACAUACAGUAUUGUUAACCCUUUUAUUAAAGGAAUUACUUCCUGUUGUGGAUGUCAAGCUUGCAUACAUAUUGAUCUCAAGUGCCCAAUCUGGAGAUGGAAUGGUUUUUAAAAAAUAUAUAUAUAUAUUUUGCCACUCUACCGAGAUGUAGGUGUGUGUCAUGAAAACACUGACUUGAUUGAAAUCCACGAGGGCAGUGGUGAGCUUUGACAUUUUUGCAUCAGAAGUGAUACGAAUUCUGCACUGCCAUUAUUCGGCAUGCUUAUGGUGAAAAAGGAAUGCAUAAAAGUAUUAAUCCCCCCCGCCACUUGCAGAGAUGCAGUGCAUAUGAAAAUAGCAGCUUUGUAGGAGAAAACAUAGGCUGGGUUUGGUUGUAGCAGCAGUCAGACAAGGUUUUUUUUUUUUCUUUUUUCUUUUUUUAUAUAUAUAAAGCUCAAUGCACAUUGAGUGAUUGUCAGCGAUCCAAGCAGGCAAACGAAUGCAUGUCCCAUCCGCUGGUACAGUCUUUUGCCACCUGUAGCAUGCAUUUUUGUAUGGUAUCCAUGCCGACAUAUA